AUGGAGUCCGGGUCGCCUUAUGUGGAGAAGACACCGCCACAGAGUGUCCCUGGGGACUCGGCCGAUACCCCAGCCCAAGACAGCAGCAAGAGGAAAGCGGAACAGGGCAACGGAACGCAAACGCGCGCAAAGCGGAAUCGCUACAUCUCCAUUGCAUGCAACGAAUGCAAGCGCCGCAAGAUCAAAUGCAAUGGACAAGUUCCUUGCCAGCGAUGCGGUCACCUCAAUCUCGAAUGUCGAUAUGCACCCAAUUGCUGCAACAACAAUUUCAAAGACUCGGAAGAACUUCGUUCCAUCACGUCACAGAUUAAAGCAUUGCAGGAGCAAGUCAACAGCCUUGUCAGUAAUUUGCAGGAGCUGCGAAGUCAAAAGUCUAAUUUUGAAUCUCCUCCAUUUGACCCUCUUGCUCGGGAUGGGUCCCAUUCUGUCUUCACUCCGCUACCCACAGGACCGCCCAGAGUGCGGCCGCACCAUCCACGAUUCCAAGGCCCGACCAGUUCGGCCUUUAAUUUCGAUGUCGCCAAAUCCAGUCUACAGAGCAUGGGAAUCGCUCCCGAAAAUGAGACGCCUGACGAUUUGACUACUGCUCAUGUCACCCCAGCUGGAUCGCCGCCGUCACUUCAUGCAGGUCCCUUGAUAAAUGCCAUCCACCCGACUAAAGACCCGAUCUGGUCUAUCCAUCGGGAUGAAGCAAUGCGUCUCUGCAAAGUCUACGAGGAGGAAAUAGGCAUCAUGUAUCCCUUGGUGGACAUAUCUACCGUUACUAACCAAGCUAAUCUCCUUUACACCUUCAUGGAAGCCGCUACGCGAACUGGAUUUGCUCAGCGAGGUCUCCCAGGCACGGAUGGCCUCAAUGAUGACAGUUCCGUUUUACUCAAACUCAUCCUCGCUACGACACUCGUCGUUGAAGGUGGGGGCCAAAGUGAUCUCGGUCAGCGACUAUUUUUGUCUGUCAAGCCAGUCAUCGAAUCGAAGCUCUGGGAACCUCAUGAUGUCAAAAACAUCCAGCUCUUUGCCAUUGUGGCCACCUAUCAUUUCCAUACCGACGAUGAUGCCAUGGCCUAUCGGCUAAUUGGUCUGGCGGCAAGAAUGUGCUUGGAGUUAGGGCUUCAUCGGCGGGAUGCUCUCAUGAAAUCGUUCCCCAAUGAAGAUCAAUGGAACUUAAUCAUUCGAGUCUUCUGGACCGUAUACAGUCUGGAUCGGCGGUGGAGCCUGGGCACAGGGUUGCCUUUUGUGAUCCAAGACGAGGAUAUUGACCCAAAUCUUCCCGAACCCACUUCCGACCUCCCUUACUUAAGAUGCAUGAUCUCGUACAAUCGAAUAAGUUCCAAGAUUUGGUACUCUGGCCUCGGCUCUGAAGGCACCACGGAUAUUCGACGAGACGAGAUUGGCUAUUUGGACUACCAAGUUUUGCAGUGGUACAAACAAGUGCCGGAUGAACUCAAGUUCUAUCCCGUGGAAUCUCCGAAGAAUGGGGAGACAGCUAGCCGAGGAAUUCGGCGUCUUCGGGUCCUGCUCUACCUGCGGAUGAAUCAACUGCGGAUCUUGAUUUAUCGACCCGUCCUACACUCUGCUGCAAGCAUUGGGGAAGACCGUGGUCAUGCCCAAACAGUCGUUGAUAUUGCGAAGGAUACGGUGCGGGUGCUCACCCGUCUAAAUCAGAUGUCCGACAUAUACCGCACCCAACAAAUUACAUUUAAUUAUUUCCUGGUGGCAGCUCUUGCCGUACUGUUCCUUGCAGUCUGUCAUGCACCAGGCGAGUUUAAUCGUCAGGUCCGUGAUGAGUUUUACAUGGCCUUAGAUCUCAUCAAUGGAUUCAGCACCCGGUCAUAUGUAUCCAAGCGCCUAUGGAAGACGAUCAAGGGUCUUCGGAAGAUUGGAGAAAAGUUAGGGGUCAUCGCCCGUGCUUAUUCGGGAUCGGACGAUCCCCAUUCUUCAGCUGCUGUGGCUAUGGCUGGCCUUGCUGGACACUCCAUCAAUGACCUUGCCGUUUACGGGCCUAUGAACGGAGUCAAUGAUCUUGGGAACAGUCCGUUGAAUGGCUUGCAAAUGAGCCAUGAGCUCACGAAUCUAUUCGAGGCAGUUGGGUCCUUCAACAACUUCAUGCCAGGCGCAAGUGGCCCUGGUAGUAUGAAUGGGUUUGGAAGUGGUGAAGGCGAGAUCCAUAAUACUGGAGAAGGCCUUUCUGGCAUUCUUGGAGGGGAAGAGGAGUUCUCAAGGGUUAUUCGAGAUUUAUUCUAG
Molecule: messenger RNA, 2241 nt
Organism: Penicillium chermesinum
Lineage: Eukaryota; Fungi; Ascomycota; Eurotiomycetes; Eurotiales; Aspergillaceae
Product: transcription factor domain-containing protein
Exons: 5
Coding region: 1-2241 (746 amino acids)
Biological process (GO): positive regulation of transcription from RNA polymerase II promoter by galactose; DNA-templated transcription
Cellular component (GO): nucleus
Molecular function (GO): zinc ion binding; RNA polymerase II cis-regulatory region sequence-specific DNA binding; DNA-binding transcription factor activity, RNA polymerase II-specific
Source: RefSeq, a predicted model, not a curated record